Chionomys nivalis (European snow vole) is the source of this 843-nucleotide messenger RNA. It is a transcript of the gene Txndc17, whose product is annotated as thioredoxin domain containing 17. Bases 98 to 595 code for a protein of 165 amino acids. Lineage: Eukaryota; Metazoa; Chordata; Mammalia; Rodentia; Cricetidae. The record is from RefSeq and is a predicted model, not a curated record. The transcript has 5 exons. Gene Ontology annotation, molecular function: protein-disulfide reductase [NAD(P)H] activity. Gene Ontology annotation, cellular component: cytosol.
GAAUCAUGGCCAUCCGAGGCUCCCGUAGCAUGAUGCAGCUCCAGUGGUACCUCCCACCCGGAAACUUGUUCACGCCCUCCUUGGGCCCCGCCUUGAGAUGGCAGGAUCCCAGAGCGCCUCCCAGGCAACUCUCGAGACUGAACCGAUGGCCACCUACAAGGAAGUGAGCGUGUCCGGCUUCGAGGAGUUCGACCAGGCUGUAAAGGAGCACCAGGGCAAGACCAUUUUUGCCUACUUCAGCGGUUCUAAGGAUGCCGAAGGGAAGAGCUGGUGUCCGGACUGCGUGGAAGGACAGUCAGGACUAGGACUUAGUGAUUCUCCAGUCCAGAAAAGAACACAUGACUUUAACAUCCUCAUUCUUACUGGAGCUGAGCCAGUCGUUCGAGAGGGGCUGAAGCAUGUUACGGAAGACUGCGUGUUCAUCUACUGCCAAGUAGGAGACAGAUCUUACUGGAAAGACCCAAAUAAUGACUUCAGACAAAAACUGAAAUUAACCGCAGUGCCUACACUACUUAAAUAUGGAACGCCUCAAAAACUUGUGGAAUCUGAGUGCCUUCAGGCCAACCUCCUGGAAAUGAUAUUCACUGAAGAUUAAGAUUUGAUGAUAGCACUGGGUGGUGACAGAGCCCACUUUUGAUCCCAGCAUUUGGGAGGCAGAGACCGGUAGAUUGGUGAGCUCAAGGGCCAGCCUGGUCUAAAUGGCUAGUUCCAGGACAGCCAGAGCUACACAGAGAGACCCUGUCUCAAAAAAAAAAAAACAAAAACAAAAAAACAAACUGAUGAUCACAAUUGUGUCUUGAUUUCCUGGUUUGCUUAAAAGAAUUGAUUGAAUUGAUCAGUGUA